Messenger RNA from Candida dubliniensis CD36, 927 nucleotides. RefSeq lists its product as uncharacterized. Gene Ontology annotation, molecular function: hydrolase activity. The coding region runs from base 1 to 927 and encodes 308 amino acids. The transcript has a single exon. NCBI's taxonomy places the organism in Eukaryota, Fungi, Ascomycota, Pichiomycetes, Serinales, Debaryomycetaceae. The record is from RefSeq and is a predicted model, not a curated record.
AUGACAAAAUUCGAUAUCAAACUUCACAACGGCAGACGGACUUUCUCCACCCUCAGCAGCCUUUCUGAAACAGAGGUGUUUGGCUUGCAAUGGGAUAGAGUUAUUAUUCUUAUUCACGGAUUCCCAGAUGUCAACACAACCUUUAACAAAGCCUGGCCAUAUUUGGAAAAUGCGUUCCCCAAGGAAAAAGUUUUAUUGUUAGCACCCAAAUUGCGGGGAUACGAGAAAUCAAGCAUUGGGCCCGAAAGCGAAUAUGCGUUGCCAUACCUUGCUGAAGACGUCAAGGCCUGGAUUGAAGAGAUUAACCCUGGUAACAAAAACCCAGUCCAUUUGCUUGGUCACGAUUGGGGUGCAAUGGUGAGUUUCAAAACAGCAAACUUGUACCCACAUUUGGUCACUUCUAUUGUUACGUUAGCUAUCCCGUACCUUGCCAAUCUCCACUUGUGGGAUUUGUUGUGGUAUGCGCCAGAGCAGUUUUAUUUGUCUUCAUACUUUUUGACAAUGCAGAUUGCUAGCAUCUACCGUCCAAAGUUGACUGAAUCAAACGAGUACCUCAAAUACCUUUGGAAGUACUGGUCACCUUCUUAUAACGCAUCAAGACAAGAGAUUGACGAAAUCAGAAACGCUUUUAGGAAGGACAGUGUUGUUGAUGCCGUGACUUCCUAUUAUAGACACCUUUUUAGACCAUUCUCGUUAGUUAAGUCCAGAUGGCCCGUCCAUUUUGACAAAGUGCCAACUUUGAUCUUGGUUGGAAAAGAAGACGGGUGCAUGUCACCCAGAAUCGCCGAAUUAGAAAAGGAAAAGUUGAAAAACAAUCCUAAAGCUGAGGUCAAGAUUCUUCCAAAUGCUGGUCAUUUCUUACAAAGAGAACAGCCAGAGAUUGUCGCUAAACUUAGUAUUGAUUUUUUCGAAAAAUAUUCUAAAUAA